Taeniopygia guttata (zebra finch) is the source of this 8151-nucleotide messenger RNA. Lineage: Eukaryota; Metazoa; Chordata; Aves; Passeriformes; Estrildidae. The record is from RefSeq and is a predicted model, not a curated record.
GUAAGGAGGUUAAAAGCAUUUGUGAUAAUAUGUCAGGAGUGGUGGAAUUCUGGCCACAAUAAUUUUGGAGUGAAUUUCAGCUCUGUAAUCUGAGGAGUAAUUAGGAUGCUGUGUGGUUUGAUUUUCGUGUGAGCAGCUUUAAGGUGUGCUUUUUGAGCUCCCAGUAUGGAUACUGGAGAGCGGAAAGAAGUCAGAUGCUGAAACUGCUGUGUAUUUACAGAAAUGGGUUUCAGCACUUGCAUAUGUUGCUGGGCUGCCUGAGGAGAAUUAUGCUAGGGUUAGCUGUGUGCAAGUGCACAGGUCCUGCUUGUGUCAGUGUUGGGAAACCUUUAAGAUCCAGGCUGAGUUUCAUUGUCAAAUACCUGAUCUGAAGUGAUCAAAUGUGUUUCUCUGCAGGCUGAAAAUUUGCCUUGAAUCCCCUUUUCUUUCUCAUGGUAUCAGUUCUUUAUACUGCUGUUCAGAAAGAAAUCUGCAGCAGUUUGAAAAAUGUUUUUACAGCAGUUUUCAGUAUAGUUCAUCUACGCUUUCCUCAUUGUUUACUAAAAAGAAAGCAGUGUGUAAAUGUUUCUAGUCCACAUGAUCUCCUGCUACUUUCAGUACAGUACUGGUGGGAAGAGAAAGUUUUAGGUCCUUUCCCUGCCAGAUCCAGGGUGGAUGUACAAAUGACUGUUUGAAACCACCUUGGUUGUUGUUUUCUCUGCCCAAUAUGUAUGAGGUUGGCUUGUGGGAGACCCGCACUGAUAUUGUGCUUUGUUUCUGUUAGGCUGAAUUUGUCCUUCAGUCAUACAGUAAGCUGAGUGCUAGUGUAUAUUUCUGAGCAAGGAGAGAGUGUCUGGGACUUCAGGGUGUAAGCCAGCCUUGUGUUUCAGCACCAAGCCUUGCAAUAAAGAACCUAAGUGACUACAAGCAUUCUGUUUUGUGUUUCGCUGAGAUUAGCACUUUGCUUAACUCACUGCUUGUUUCCAUAGUGACUCCAUAGUAACUGUUUUAGAAGCUCUGAAGUUUAUUCAGGCAUUUCCAGGCUGACUUUAUGAAAGUUUUCUUUUCUUCUGAGCUAAUGAUGUGGCUGUCAUUGACUACCAUUAGAAUGGCUGCCAAAUUGGUCCCAUGUGGUACAAUCUGGACUGCUGUGUUGCACUUACCCCAGCUACCCAUUUUUAACCUGCCUUGUGGGGCUCUGCUGAAGCUUUAUUUUUAAACAACAACAACACUGUUCUCUUGAUCUGGGAAUCACCUUUGCAAAACUAUUUCAGGUGUUCAGAUUUCCAGAUUAUUUUAAAUAUCAAAAUUAGAGAUGUUUGGAAGUUUAUUCAUUAAUUGUUUAUUUGCUGUCCUUCAAAUGUAAGAUGCUGAUUGUAACAGCACUGCUUGGUAAAAUCCUUCUGUCUUUUAAGCCCAGUAUGCUCUGUUCUGUCUGUGCUGUUUCCAUCUCUAUUCUGAUUUUUCCUGUCAGUCCCCUCGGGUGUUCUGCCUUACUUUAUGUCCUGAUGUUGCACUAGGGGUGGCGUAUGCAGGAAGAAUGAAUAUAGGGACCCAUUUCUCUCCUGAGCUUUGAUGAACCUUUGGGAAUAUAAUGGGGGAGGAACGUGCUGCUACUGCAGGGAAGGGGGAAUGUGUUCCAGGGGUUGGUCUUGGAAUCAUAAACUACAACAAAGAAGGAUUUCCCCUGAUGAUAUGCUAGUAGCCUUGUCCACUGUCUCCUUGUUAACCUGGAUACCAAAUUUAGCAGCCAGCAUUGCUACUGCCUUUGAUACCUCAGCAAAGAUAUAUGAGUUUAUCUGCAAUAAAAUGGUUAUUGAUACGGUACCUCUUUCUGGAGGUAACAAGGGCACGUUUAGCUGAUGUACUCAAGACUUUCUCAUGAGUUUCCCCAUUGUAGCCAGGAGCUCUUUUUCUCUGCAGGCCUUUGACUGCAAGUCUGUGGGAGGCAGAUGAGCACGACUCUUCAGGAUUCUCUAUUGUGCUCUGAAGAUGGGGUUUGGAGGCAGAACUGCAGGAGAAGAAAGUACAGAGGGAGGCAUUACAAUUUUAAAGUCUUGUUGGCCCUUGCAAUACAGAGAGGGAAGGUUUAUGAGGCUAACAAAAGGGAAAACCAAUAUCGCCUCAAGCUUCCAGGCUGCAUGCAGUCGGAGCUGAUCUGUUCUCUGGGGUCUGGACUAGCUCCCCUGUCCUGGCCAGAUACAUAUAAAGUGGCUGUAACCUUUUUGGGUGUUGGCCCCAUUGAACUGCUGUCUGUGUGGAAAUGAGAUCAUGUCUUCUCUUGCACAGGAAGCUGGGAUGCACCAAGGGUGAGUGAACAAGUUACACAGUGAUUCUGACAUGUCAGGUAUUUCACAGAGCCUGCUGCCAGUUUAGGAACAUUUAGAUCUUUGAGACCCUUUUCCAGUGGUGUUCAGAGAAAGAAAGAAAAGAGAGAAUGAAAAAUAAAUCUACUAUAUUACAGACACAAUGAGCUCUGGAUCAAAGUGGGAUGGAGCUUGAAAGGUGAUGUUUUCAGUUUUGCUGGCCAGAGGGGUUGUGACUCGGAUGGCAUGGGUAAACAAUGAGGAGAGUCCCUUUGGGAGUCAGUGUCUGACUUAACGAGCCAGCAGUUAUUAAAAGAUGAAUAGAGGAGAAGUGAACCAUGCUUUCUGGCUGGUAGUGUGGUUUAUUUUCUUCUUUCUUUUCUCUCUUUCUCUCAAAGAUCAAAGGCCUAAUUUUAGAACAAGCCCUAUUUAUGGACUGCUCAGCCACUCUGUCUGUUUUACUCUUGUUCUAGAAUAAUGGAAAAUAAAUAGAGCUGGCAGGUUCUCCCAGGGUCCAGAGCUCAUCCCUGAUGCAAAGCAGGAGAAGAAAAAAAGAAAAAGACCUUUCCUAGCAGAAGUUCUGUAUGAUUUGUCUCUGCAGAGGGUGUUCCCCUCCCUCAGCUCUUUCAAUCUUUCCUUGUGAUCAGAAGCUGAAAAAAUGUGACCUGUGACUGCUUCUGAUGUUCAGCAGAGCUAACUCCUCCUGAUCCCUGCUUUCUUAACUUGCCAUAGCUGACAGGACUGGGCAGACUUGUCUUUCCAAGACUGGUGCUGAGUAUGGAGCUGAGUGCUGGUUUGUGUGCCUCUGGAUUGUCCUCCUACAGAGGAGGAUACAGACCACCAUGAUCAGUUGCACUUUUUUUCUUUUUACAGUAGCAUGAGAUGAUGUUGCCAGACAUCCUUUUUACUGACUGGCUGCCUCUGCCCUUCUCUAGAUCUCUAGACAAUUCCUACUGCUCAGUAGUUCUUGGUGUUUCCUCACAUUACUUGGCACUCCCCUCCCCCUUUCCUCUUCGCCCCCUGCUGUUUUUCUGAUCUAUCAAAAUAAUUUUUAAUUGUUAUCUUGUUCUGAAAAAUUUAGGGUGACAAUUGUCUACAGUAACUGCUCAGUUCAGCUAAACAGUAACUGGGGAAAAACAAUUGUGUGUAGGUGUAGUUUGAGAGUGAGCCUCUAAUUACCCCAUGAGAAUGCCUUUUUUUUUUUUUUACUUCAUCUCCUUUGUGUCAGCGUUUCACCGAAUUUUCUUGGGAUGAUGUUUUCGUACUCCAUAUCACUUGAUACAGUGACAAAAUCCUAGAAAUGCUGGUGUAUUUAGAAUGAAUUUGAGAGUGGUGGUUAAAGGCUGUGUCAGAAUCUGAUGGUGUAAGGAAGCUGCUCUUGCUGUAGGUCCUCUGUGCUGCCAGUCUGAUACCCAACUGCUGCCUGCCAGGUAAAUCUGUCCUGUCCCCAGGUUUUGCAGUACUGAGGAUAUUCACUGGUCUGCAGCUUUGGGAGAAGGGAGAAGAAUCAGUCCAAAACCUCUCUGCUGGGAAUUGUGCAAGAGGCAUUCCAGCUGGGGGCAGGGGUCUGUGUGCCUCUGCUCUUUACACCGCUGAAGCUUAAUUGGUACAAAGCUGCAGAUACGGGUGCACUGUGCAGAGCCAGAGUGAAGUUAAUCCAUGCAGAAGAGCUUGUCUCACGAGUGGGAGUGCUGAGCAGAGGGAAGAAGUCUCCUAAAAUCGUUCGCCUUUCCAGAUUCCCGGCAGUGGUGGGAGCCUGGCAGCCCCUGGAAUGAAGCGGUGCAGGCUGCGUAGCAACUGCAUUGAGGAGUGGAAUUCUGCUAUUCCACAAGGGGGAAAAUGCCUCUGCUGAAGUUUCUGUAGCUCCAAUUUCGUGAAUAAAGAUCAGUCGCUUUGGAGUUAUUCACAGCAGCUCUGUCAUUACUGACUCAUCUAUCUGCUUCAAGAAAAUGUUGGCUGUCCACUUGCUAGCUUUCCAUUUCACAAAGCUAAAAGAGGAUCAAAUAAAAAAGGUGGACAGGUACCUGUACCAGCUGCGCCUCUCCGACGAUGUCCUGCUGGAUGUCACAGCUCGCUUCCAGGCCGAGAUGGGGAAGGGGCUGGCCAGAGACACGAGCCCCACGGCAGCGGUGAAAAUGCUGCCCUCGUUUGUGCGCUCGCUGCCCGAUGGCUCAGAGAAGGGUGACUUCCUUGCUCUGGACCUGGGCGGCUCCCAGUUUCACAUCCACUGGGUGAAGGAGUUUGAUGAUGGGAAGCAGAGCAGCCAGCUGGAGAGCAAGUCCUACCCCACACCCAAGGAGGUCAUGCAGGGGAACGGAGCCGAGCUCUUUGAUUACAUUGCUGACUGUCUGUCAGACUUCAUGGAGACCAAAAACCUGAAGCAUAAGAAGUUACCGCUUGGAUUUACGUUUUCUUUUCCGUGCAAACAGACCAAGCUGGAGGAGCCUCUCUUAUUUCUAGUGAUCUGUGCUUUGGGCUCCAGUCCUGCAAAUGCCUUUUGCUUAAUGCUAUUAGACUGUGAUCAGCAUAGGAAAGCCACAUGUGCUUUAAAAUGGGAAAAACAUUUACAGAAUUGGGACUUUAUGGCUGUACCUUUUUGGUGUGUUGGUACUGACAUGUACUCCAAGGGGGUUCUUCUUGCGUGGACAAAACACUUCAGGGUCCGAGGAGUUCAGGACACAGACGUGGUGAGCUCUCUGCACAGGGCCCUCCAGAAGCACCAGGACAUAGACGUUGAUGUUCUGGCACUGGUCAAUGACACGGUGGGAACCAUGAUGACUUGUGGAUAUGAUGACCAGCGCUGUGAAGUUGGACUCAUAAUUGGGACGGGCACCAACGCCUGCUACAUGGAGGAGAUGAGGCACAUCGACCUGGUGGAGGGGGAUGAAGGGAGGAUGUGCAUUAACACGGAGUGGGGGGCCUUCGGAGACGACGGUGCUUUAGAUGACCUCCGCACAGAGUUUGAUCGGGAGCUGGAUCUGGGAUCUCUCAACCCUGGAAAACAACUGUUUGAGAAGAUGAUCAGCAGCCUGUAUUUGGGGGAACUUGUGAGACUCAUUCUCCUAAAAAUGACAAAGGAAGGUCUGCUCUUCAAUGGGAAAGUGUCGACAGCUCUGCUUACUAAGGGCAAGAUUGAAAUGAAACACGUGUCUGCAAUGGAAAAGUACAAGGAAGGCCUGAGCAACACAAAAGAGAUCCUUACAGAGCUGAAGCUGUUUCCCUCUGAGGAGGACUGUGUUGCUGUUCAGCACGUCUGCGCCGUCGUUUCCUCCCGCUCGGCCAAGCUCUGCGCCGCCGCCUUGGCAGCCAUCCUCACCCGGCUCCGGGAGAACAAGCAGCUGCUGAGGAUGCGCACCACUGUUGGGAUUGAUGGGGGGCUCUACAAAACCCACCCCAAGUUCGCCGGCCGCCUGCACAGGGCGGUGGGCAGGCUGGUGCCCGCGUGCGAGGUGCGGUUCCUGCGGUCGCGGGGCGGCAGCGGCCGGGGGGCCGCGGUGGUGGCGGCGGUGGCGCGCAGGCUGGCAGCCCAGCGCCGGCGCCUCCACACCGCGCUCGCAGCCCUUCUGCUGCCCCCCGCCAUCCUCUGGGAGCUGAGGGACAAGAUGAGGGCUGAGCUGGAGCACGGGCUCAAGAGAGAGACGCAGGCCCAGGCCACGGUGAAGAUGCUGCCCACGUUCGUCCGUGGGACGCCAGAUGGAACAGAGAAAGGAAAGUUCCUUGCCCUUGACCUCGGUGGCACAAAUUUCAGGGUUCUGCUGGUCAAAAUCAAAAGUGGGAGAAGAAGAUCAGUGCAAAUGUAUAACAAAAUCUUUGCCAUUCCUUUGGAGAUCAUGCAAGGGACAGGAGAAGAGCUCUUUGACCAUAUUGUCCAGUGCCUAGCAGACUUUCUGGAGUAUAUGGGGAUUAAAGGUGCUCGUCUUCCUCUGGGCUUCACCUUCUCCUUCCCCUGCAGGCAAGCCAGCAUUGACAAGGGAACGCUUGUGGGAUGGACAAAAGGAUUCAAGGCAACAGACUGUGAGGGGGAAGAUGUUGUUGAUAUGCUAAGAGAGGCUAUCAGGAGAAGAAAUGAGUUUGACUUGGACAUUGUAGCAGUGGUGAAUGACACUGUUGGGACCAUGAUGACUUGUGGCUAUGAGGAUCCAAACUGUGAGAUUGGCCUUAUUGCAGGAACAGGCACCAAUGUUUGCUACAUGGAGGACAUGAAAAACAUAGAAAUAGUGGAAGGGAAUGAAGGAAAAAUGUGUAUUAAUACAGAAUGGGGAGCAUUUGGUGACAAUGGCUGCAUUGACUACAUCAGGACAAAAUAUGAUAGAGAAGUAGAUGAAGGCUCAUUAAACCCAGGGAAACAGAGGUAUGAAAAGAUGACCAGUGGAAUGUACCUAGGUGAAAUAGUAAGGCAAAUUUUGAUUGACUUAACCAAACAAGGGCUGCUGUUCAGAGGACACAUUUCGGAAUCUCUCAGGAAAAAAGGCAUAUUUGAAACAAAAUUCCUGUCUCAGAUUGAGAGGGACCGGCUCGCCCUCCCGCAGGUGCGGCACGUCCUGCGGCAGCUGGGCCUGGACAGCACCUGUGAGGACAGCAUCAUCGUCAAGGAGGUGUGUGCAGCUGUUUCAACAAGAGCUGCCCGGCUCUGUGGGGCAGGCCUGGCUGCUGUUGUGGAGAAGAAGAGGGAGAACCAAGGUGUGGAGCGCUUGCAAAUCACUGUUGGAGCAGAUGGGACUCUGUACAAGCUCCAUCCGCAUUUUUCUAGGAUCCUGCAGGAAACAGUGAAGGAGCUGGCCCCUCAGUGUGAUGUGAGUUUCAUGCUUUCUGAAGAUGGAAGUGGGAAGGGAGCUGCCCUCAUUACUGCAGUUGCAAAAAGAUUGCAUAAUGUUGGACAGAAGUAGAAAUGAGUGGUCAGGUAAUUUCAGCCUGCCAGGCGUGUGCAGCAGGGGUUUGCUGAGUGGUGGUUCCAGAUAGCUUUGCCAGGUACCAACACACAGGUACCUUCUUUUGAGGAGCAGCUGGUUCUGACCAACCAGGAUUGUGGAGUUUUGGUAACUUGGGUUAAGUGUUUCUGCUCCCCACUGCCAUUAUGUCUUGGCAUACCACAGUCUACUCAGUUCUGUACUUCCUGCAAUGCAUCUCCAAUGCACAUGGGAGAGUGAAAACAAAACAAAAUCAACCCAAAUGUGUCUUUUUACAACAUCUUAAUUAAGCUACUGUACCACAACUGAGUUUAUCACCAGUUUCUUAGGAUUCGUGUGCUUAGUUUUGUCUUGCCCUGGCUCAAAGAAUAUUGAGAUUAUGAUGUUGCAUCUUAUCUAGUGGACAUAUUUGUUCAAUGCUUCACAGGUUUUACAAUAAAUUUGCAGGUGAAAUAAAUGAAUGGACCUUUGGUCAGUGAUGCUCCCCCGCUGCUGCACUGGUUGCAAGUGUAAUACAAUAUUUCCCUGAGGACAGGAGGCAUGUUUAAUAGAUGAAUGUAAAGGAAAGCAAUGUGAUUCCACAGAAUAUCAGUUUGUGUCAAAAUAUGUCAGUGCAUCUGAGUCACAUAAAGCUAAACCAAUGCUGCAUGGAUUCUGACUGUGACUGAUUCUUUUGAUACUGAAGGAAACAGAGAAUGUAGAAGGAGCUACAGAUCUGCAAUGUCUGUGUCAGGGCUACAUAGAGGGUAUCAAACAGGCCACCAAAACUGUGUAGAGGAAAAAAAAAAAUCACCUAAAUUUCUGAAAGUCUCCUCUUUUGUUUUCCCUCUGUUAUCUUCUUGCAUGUUCCUGAGAGAAUUGUUUCUAUUUUGUGCAAAGGAGUUUAUCCUUGGUUUUUAUUUUCUGUUGCCUGCUGCUCUGCCCGUUUGUAGUUUGUAAAUAAAUCUGUGUUGUUGUGA